AUGCAUAAGACGCAUCGUCCGCGCUGCAAGACCAGAAGGAAGAUUUCAGACAUCGCCACAACCCUACACAAUCCGGAUGUAUACUCCCUGCGACAAAACUGGAUGCUUCCUGAAAGAAGCAGCCACCCCAUUCUCCUUGGUCAAGUCAACUACACCGGUUGGUGGCGCGAGUUCCGCCUCGACGCCGCCGCCGAAGGCUACCUUGACCUAUACACUGGCAAAGAAAACCUUCUCCCAGUUCCCACUCGCCCAAAGAAACCAGAUACAACUCGAGCACACAAAAAGAAAACCACUCCUUGGGAAGCUCUCAGAAAAAUCAACCCCGAUCAUUCCAAGGAACACAUCUUCGGCAGCCGAGUCUAUGUCUCUAUUCCACCAGAAUAUCGCCGAAAGACCCUCCUCCAGGCUCGAGCUUAG
Messenger RNA from Zasmidium cellare ATCC 36951, 417 nucleotides. RefSeq lists its product as uncharacterized. The record is from RefSeq and is a predicted model, not a curated record. The transcript has a single exon. Bases 1 to 417 code for a protein of 138 amino acids. Lineage: Eukaryota; Fungi; Ascomycota; Dothideomycetes; Mycosphaerellales; Mycosphaerellaceae.